Molecule: messenger RNA, 1162 nt
Organism: Sorex araneus (European shrew)
Lineage: Eukaryota; Metazoa; Chordata; Mammalia; Eulipotyphla; Soricidae
Product: transmembrane reductase CYB561D2
Exons: 4
Coding region: 190-930 (246 amino acids)
Cellular component (GO): endoplasmic reticulum
Molecular function (GO): transmembrane monodehydroascorbate reductase activity
Source: RefSeq, a predicted model, not a curated record
AAAUGCAUUCACGCUAUCGUACGGAUGCAGCCUGGAACUACAACUCCCCUAGUGCUCCAUAUCCUUCCUGCUGGCGCUCUUGGCAGGAGACGGCGUGGUGCACUCUGGUAUCUGUAGUCUUAAUGCACGGUCUUGCGCAUCCUACCUGGAAGGUGGGUCAGUGAUCAUUUCCAGUUCGCAUAUGGGUACAUGCUGAUAGGCCACCGAUCACGGCUGCUUUAUAGUAACUACUCCUGGCUACAGGUACCGGCCUGGAUGACCAUGGCCCUUUCUCUGGAGACCGAAUCACACAUCUACAGAGUUCUACGCACUGCCUCUGGAGCUGCUGCCCACCUUGUGGCCUUGGGCUUCACCAUCUUUGUGACUGUGCUUGCCAGACCUGGCUCCAGUUUGUUCUCCUGGCACCCUGUGCUUAUGUCUCUGGCUUUCUCUUUCCUGAUGACCGAGGCCCUGCUGGUAUUCUCUCCUGAGAGUUCGCUGCUGCGCUCCCUCUCGCGGAAGGGCCGGACACGCUGUCACUGGGUACUGCAGCUGCUGGCCCUGAUGUGUGCACUGCUGGGUCUGGGCCUCGUCAUCCUCCACAAGGAACAGCUGGGCAAAGCCCACUUGGCCACAUGGCACGGGCAGGCUGGGCUGUUAGCUGUGCUGUGGGCCGGGCUGCAGUGCUCAGGUGGGGUGGGUCUACUCUACCCCAAACUGUUGCCCCGAUGGCCCCUGGCCAAGCUUAAGCUGUAUCAUGCCACUUCUGGUCUAGUGUGCUACCUCUUGGGUAGUGCCAGCCUUUUGUUGGGCAUGUGUUCACUCUGGUUCACUGCCACAGUCACUGGUGGGUUCUGGUACCUGGCUGUGCUCUGCCCCAUUAUCACAAGCUUAGUCAUCAUGAACCAGGUGAGCAAUGCCUACUUGUACCGCAAAAGGAUCCAGCCAUAAGCUCAUCCCAAUUUGGGGGAAUCCUGGGUUUGCUCCAGCUGGGCUGGACUCUCUCAGUUGACCAGGUCAUGGGGCCACCUCAGGCACUGGAGCAAUCAGAGUAGGAGGAGUCCUGUGUGCAACGUCUUGCUUGCUCCCUCCCCACCCCCCAUGAGUGUGUCCCCUUUCCUCUCCUUUCUGAGGAGAAUAUAUAUGAAUUAUGUCUGGAUAAAGCUGGGGUUGUAAGACUGCC